CUGUGUGCUUUGGCCCUAGAAGCUAUUUCCAGGUCAGAACCUCCUGGUUUGUCUCGUUUUUAGGGUUAAUUCUUCAGAACUAUCUGGAUCCUAGAUGGAUCAGACCCGGUUCUUCUGGCUUUGGGUCGGUGUGAUGAACAGAACCUCCGUUCUCACUGGCGCGCGCGCUCUGUUUGCUCAGCAGCGCAUCACGAUCAGCCUCUGACGUCACCUCGGUGAGCUGGGCCAAUCAGGAUCGGCCGGACUGGGACUGGGUCCGGUUCGCCGCAGCUGGACCUGCAGAGGGGAGCGACUUGUGGAGCAUCGGGAUCUUUGCGGACCGGGACCGGAUUUCCUGCAGCUUCCAGGAUGAUCCGCGGAUCCCAGGAGUUCUGAUGGAGCCCCGGAGUUCUGGAGUCCGACCCAUGUGCGCCCUGACGCUGCUGCUGGUGUCGGUGUGCCCGCUGUGCUGCAGGGCCAACUGGAUGUGGCUGGGUGUGACCCCUCCGGAUGACCCGGAGCAGCUGUCCUGCGGUGACCCGGUGCUGAGCGCCCGGCAGCGGGAGCUGUGCCGCAGGAAGCCCUUCCUGCUGCCCAGCGUUCGCGACGGAGCCCAGCUGGCGGUGUCAGAGUGUCAGAACCAGUUCCGCCGGGAGCGCUGGAACUGCUCCACGACCCGGGAGCCCACGGCCGUGUUCGGCUACGAACUGACGAGCGGAACCAAAGAGACGGCGUUCAUCUACGCCGUGAUGGCGGCAGGCCUGGUUCACUCCAUCACCCGCUCCUGCAGCCAGGGCAACAUGACAGUGUGCGGCUGUGACGCUCACCUGCGAGGCAGCGGUGGGAGCGAGACAGCAUCCGAAGCAUGGCAGUGGGGGGGCUGCUCGGACAACAUCCAGUUCGGAACCUGGUUCAGCCGCAAGUUCAUGGAGCACUCUGUUAAGAACAUGUCGAGCCUGACCAGUUACACGCUGAGCACCAUGAACCAGCACAACAGUGAAGCCGGCCGACAGGCCAUCGAGAGGACCAUGUCCACAGAGUGUCGCUGUCACGGCAUUUCUGGUUCCUGCGGCGUGAAGACCUGUUGGAGGUCAAUGGCGCCGUUCAGACGCGUCGGCUCCUACCUGAAGGAGCGAUACGAGCAGAGCAUCCAGAUGUCGAACCGCUCCAGGAAGAAGACAAGGAAAAAGGACCAACGCCGUCCGCUCAACAAACACCAACUCAUCUACCUGAACAAGUCUCCGAACUACUGCCUGGAGGACAAACGGCGGGGCAUCGCUGGCACCAGGGGGCGCCGCUGCAACAGGGCGUCCUCCGGGCCGGACGGCUGUAACCUGCUCUGCUGCGGCAGAGGCUACAACACUCACGUGGUGAGGAACAUUGAACGCUGCGAGUGCAAGUUUGUUUGGUGCUGCUUCGUCCGCUGCAGGCGGUGCGAGAGCAUGAACGACAUGCACACCUGUAAAUAGGUCCAGGCCCGUUAAGGACGUCACACCUUCGGCACCUGGGAGUAAAGCAGAGACGAUCCCAUAUGGAUGGAGACUUCCCGCCAGGUCAGGGUGAAUAUCCAGGUCCAACAGCUGCUGGUCAUUUAAAGGCUGCAUGACUGGAAGCAGCCUUAAGGCUGGACUCGGACCUCCUCCAGGUCUUCUCUGUGCCGCCUGUGCAGACCAAACAAGGACUUUGAGUAGAACCAGUGAUCUACCAACAACAUUUGGUUUAGAGUACCAGUAAAAGUAUCUUCAGCUGUGUACUUGUCAAUAACAAGUGCUUAGGAUACUAAUAUACGGUCC
Molecule: messenger RNA, 1772 nt
Organism: Cyprinodon variegatus (sheepshead minnow)
Lineage: Eukaryota; Metazoa; Chordata; Actinopteri; Cyprinodontiformes; Cyprinodontidae
Gene: wnt16
Product: wingless-type MMTV integration site family member 16
Exons: 4
Coding region: 375-1448 (357 amino acids)
Biological process (GO): multicellular organism development; neuron differentiation; cell fate commitment
Cellular component (GO): extracellular region
Molecular function (GO): frizzled binding; cytokine activity
Source: RefSeq, a predicted model, not a curated record